UCCAUCACUGAGAAGUCCAGAUGGGGUUGUCCCUGACAGCCAGAAAGUGAGGGAUAUAUUAAGCACAGUAAAAACCUCUCCCAUAUCACAUCUUGUUGGGAGUUUUUGGUGCCAUAAAAUUAUUUCGAGUGGGAGUAUGGAAGCUGUGCUUGAGAUGAAACAUUUGUAGUCGGUGAAAAACGAAUUCCAGAAAGAGGAAGUUAGUGUUUGCGUCCCGACACUGGGUGAAACUCGCUUAAAUCGAGACUACCUACCAAUGCACUGGUUCUCAACGUGGGCGACAGCGCGCUGAUAAAUGGAGAUGUUGGAUGGGAGCCGACGGCUGAUCCGCCACGAAUGGGAAAGCAGCGGCUGCAUGGAGGACGACGGCUGCGGAAAGGACGCAGGGUUACACCGACAGCACACCAUGAUUCAGUUUCUCCGCGAGAAAGUGACUGGACUUCGGCGACUGGCCCUGUUUUUAGCCGUGGCGCUCCUUCUACUGUUCACAGUAGCUCUGGCUUUGCUGAUCGUGGUUGUGCACGGAGGGCCGGAGAGACAGCCUAUCAGCGACUCACAAGACAUUAGUGCCAGACAGCACCAACAUGAAGACUUCAAGAAUCCAAGCGCCAUGCUAACAGCUCCUACAGGCAACAUCACCAAUGGGGAGUAUCUUGAAUGGGAAACUAUGACUGGAAAUACCUUCUGUCAUGGAGGUUUCAACUACUCCAAUGGGGUUCUAGUGGUGCCCAGAAACGGCAUCUACAGAGUCUUCCUGCAGAUCACCUAUCAAAGAAAAGGAGACCCCUGGUGUGAUCACUCAGAUGAGAUGACACUCCGCAACACGGUGUUUGUGUACCGGGAAACUUACACAAAGUACAUGCCUCUCCUGUCAUCAGUGGACACAGUGAGUUGCAGCAUGACAAAGUGGACUAAAUCCCUCUAUGCAGCUGGCUUGUUUUCGCUGGAGGCUAACUGCAGACUCACAGUGACAUCAUCACACCCUCAACUUAUUGUUCAGAAAGAAUCUGAGAUGUUCUUCGGCGCUGAACUUCUGCCUCAGUUAUCUGGUCAGGCAGCUGUAAUCACCUAAAUCUGAUUUUGAGGUUGUUUGUACCUUCAGCUCCAUGUGAACUUGGGGGAGAUGCCAGUAUAGUUUUAUAGUUUCCUUUUACUACUGCUCAUGAAAUUCCUAAACUCAGUGAUGAGUUUGCAGCAGCCAGCAGCUUCUAGUAUCUGCUUGACUGUCAGGUUUGCUUUAUCAAAUUGAAGUUAUAAGCUGAGUUGUCUUUAAAUCAUUAAUAACAGCUCACAGAGACGCACCGGUGCUUUGUGAUGAUUAAACUUAUAUAAGGGCAUGAAUAUUUUUCUUAAAACAUCACUAACAUUUGUAAGUCCACAGCCUUUUGGCAGAAAAUGGACUGUCAGCUGUAUUAAACAUGAUAACUUCUUUUGUAUGUUGGGAAUAAAAGUAAGCAUUUUGUUAUUAUCUUAUAUAAAAUCGACAAUGAAAAAAGCACUUUAUCGAUUAGGAAAGAAAUAAUUCCAACUUUUCAUAGAUGAGGAUUUUUCUCUCUUUCUUCUUUUACAUCAUUGUCAAUUGAAUAUCUUUGUAAUUUGCACUGUUGGUCAGACAAAGGAAGCAAUCUUAGGACACCACCCUGGGCUCUGAAAAUUGUGAUGGGCUUUUUUUUUAGUAUUAGAGUAUUUAAAAAAAAAACUAAAAAAAACAAAGAAACAGACAAUGUUUAUUCCCUUGGGAGUAGGCCCAGAGAUGUCAUGGCAAUCUGCUAUAAAUAUGAAUUAGAUGUUCAUAUUUUGUGGUUACAAGUAAACAGUGGUAUCACUCUAGAUUUAAGUUCAGAGGCUCAUCAAAAGCAAAAGGAUUCAUUCUAUGCAAAACAGAAUUCCCAAUGUUAGUGUUCGAGACAAUCUAUAUCAAUCAUUAGCUAGCUCAUUCAUCAGAUAUAACUUGCUAGUUAACGAUGAAUGUAGAUUAGCCAACUAACCACCUAAAUAGCCAGCGAACAACUGAUGUAGAUUAGCUAUCUAGUUAGCCAGUAUUUUGCUAACAUUAGCUGUCUUAACAUGUGACAUAUAUAGCUUUUGUUUUUUAACCAUUUUAAACACAUGGUUAUCCUUUCAACAUAGACGAGCUAAGUACAGGAAAAGGAAAGGAGGAUGUUGAUCGAGGUUCUGACUGAGGCUUGCUCAGCUGUUAUUAGAGCGCAAAGCAAUAAGGGGCGGGAAGGGUCAAUUAGAAAUUUAAGAAGUUUCAUCUUUUGCCCCUGCUGGAAAAAGUGACCCCUGCCUUUAUGUAGUCUUUUUUCACAGUUUGAACCAGGUCACAUUUUUUGAUAGUUGUUACUGAAAAUGGUUAACGGUAGGUCAGUCUGCUAAACACCCUGUGAAAGAUUAAAAAGAAGAUUAAAAAUGAGUCAAUAAUAUUUUAGCUAAGAGUUAUUAAUUGGAAACAUGUACACCACAUUAGUUGGCGUGAAGAAUAUUCAUUAAACAUAGGAGAUAAGACAGAAUGACAGUUAAAGAGCAAAAUCCAAGGGCAGAGUGACUCGAGAAGAAUGGGCAGAAAGACGAUCAGAUAUGGUGACAUAAAAAUCUGUGAAUGAAAGGAAUUUUGACAGCACUUUGUAAUACUAGUAUUAAGUAAAUUAUUAGGAGAAGUCGAGUGAUUGGUCAUUUUUUACUAUCCAAUGAGCUGAAUGUGAUCAGUGCUGUAGGACAACAUUGGUGAUGCUGUAUGCAGCAUUACGCUAACUUGAAUAAAUAAUCAUAGUGUGUAACCCCUGUGAGGCAAUACCAUACAAGGCUGAGUCACUGUGUUAUUGUUUGUACUUGCGUUAUAAUGCGUUGCUAUAGCCAACUCAGUGGGUUUGAUAAGGUUUGAGUGUAGUAAACAGUGCAGACUUACCGGAAAACUAUCACACAUAAACCCAGCCCACGCCCACACAAUCUGCUGCCAUGAUAACAUUUUUGUGGUAUGUCAAACGUGUUUGUCCAGUAAUAAGAAUGUGCCUUGAAGUAAAUGUUGCAAUUCAUGUUCUGUUCAAUAUGAUAUAUUUUCUUUUUAAAAUAUGAUAUAAUGAUAUUUAACAGCAGUAUGUCCAUGUGAGCAGUGUGCAGAGGGGCCAACAGUGUCAAAUAGGGUGACCAGAAAAGGAAAUUUGUAACUCAACUCACCUGUUGUAAAACUUAUCUAUAAUACAGAAUGUGCUGGAAAUGUAAAAUAGAUGAAGUACAUGCAAUACGGUGAACACCACAGAUUAUGGUGAUCAGCUCUGUCUAAUAGGUGACGCAUGACGAAUGACACAACUCUGUGUAGAUCUGGUAAACAAAUUACAAAGGUAUCAUUGUACCACUGCUUUUCUUCUUAGCAUGGGGGUCACUGUAAGCUGAUAAACAUAUAUUGAAAGGGUUUUUUCUUUGGUGUUGUUGCUGUUUUCUGUUGUAGAAGUAUGCUUACUUGCCUAUUUAACAAGGUUGAGGAUGUGUUUUGUUAUUUUUUUUUAUUAUUUAAGUAAUUGCUUUCUGGCCACUCUGUACCAAGUUGGUGCUAGGCAAAAAAUGUCCAUAUUUUUAUGUAUGUGUUUCUUAAUGGAAAGUUUUUAUAAAAAACUAAU
This is a messenger RNA of Morone saxatilis (striped sea-bass), 3617 nucleotides long. RefSeq names its product lymphotoxin-alpha-like. The coding region runs from base 296 to 1072 and encodes 258 amino acids. Lineage: Eukaryota; Metazoa; Chordata; Actinopteri; Moronidae. Gene Ontology annotation, cellular component: membrane. Gene Ontology annotation, biological process: immune response. Gene Ontology annotation, molecular function: tumor necrosis factor receptor binding. The record is from RefSeq and is a predicted model, not a curated record. The transcript has 4 exons.